GCUGUAUAUUCUCUAGUCCCACAAACAAGCUCUUCUGAUCUAUUAAUUUUGAUCAGAUACAAAAAAAUCUCAUCAACCUCAUCACUUACAAAAAAAGCAGCACAAAAACUUAUAUAUCAGCUCAUUGGAUCAUUUCCACAAACACCUUAUCUUCAUCAUCAAUGUUAACCAGCAUUCAUCCUUCUCCUUCUUCCGACAACGGCGCCACCACCACCACCACCACCACCAAACGAAAACGACGACCCGCCGGAACUCCUGAUCCAGAUGCAGAAGUGGUGGCGCUGUCGCCGAAAACCCUUCUCGAAUCGGACCGAUACGUGUGCGAGAUCUGCAAGCAGGGAUUCCAGCGUGACCAGAACCUGCAGAUGCACCGGCGCCGCCACAAGGUGCCGUGGAAGCUGCUGAAGCGGGAGACUCCGGCGGCGGGGAAGCGGGUGUUCGUAUGCCCGGAGCCGACCUGCCUCCACCACGACCGGCGGCACGCGCUGGGAGAUCUGGUCGGGAUAAAAAAGCAUUACCGGCGGAAACACAGCAACCAGAGGCAGUGGGUAUGCGAGAGAUGCGCCAAGGGCUACGCCGUCCAGUCAGACUACAAAGCCCAUCUCAAGACCUGUGGGACACGUGGCCAUUCUUGCGAUUGCGGCCGCGUCUUCUCCAGGGUGGAGAGUUUCAUUGAGCAUCAGGAUGCUUGCAGCAUGGGGCAGCUCCGAUCAGAAAACCACCGUACACCACCACCGCCGCCGCCGCCGUGCUUAUUAUCAACUACUCCCAGCCCCUCCAGCGACACUAAUCCCAACGCAUGGGCUGCUGCUGCUGUGCCGGCGUCUCUCCCUUCGCCUAAGCCGCCGUCCACGACUGAACCAAUAUUCUUGUUGGCGGCGGCAGGUGGUGGCGCCGCCGCCACAACGCCGCCGAAUCUGGAACUCCAGCUUCGCAGUACCUCGACGAAGCAGCCCGAAGAGGAUCAGUCAACUCAGCUGCAGCUAUCUAUUGAUUCGUCGAGUGGGAGCGCCGCCGCGGCUGCACCGGCGGCGGCGGCGGCGGCGUUGGGGCUGAUGAAAGAGCAGGCGCGGGAGCAGCUGAGGAUGGCGGUUGCGGAGAAGGCGUUCGCGGAGGUGGCGAGGCAGCAGGCGAGGCGGCAGAUAGAGGUGGCGGAGGAAGAAUUCGCGAGGGCCAAGAGAAUCCGGCAGCAAGCGCAGGCGGAGAUGGAAAAGGCUAGAGAGCUGAAGGAAGAGGCGGCGGAGCAAAUGAAGGCCGCCGUGAUGCAAGUGACUUGCCAUUCAUGCAAGCGGAAUUUACAGCAGGCUGAAUACAGCUACAAAUCCAUUAAUAUUUGCAGAAACUCCUUCUACCUUUGAUAUAUAAUUAAUUAUAAAUAUGAACGCCCGCAUGGGUGUAGCUCAACUGGUUCCGGAGGUGGUAAGUUGGUGCAAGGUCCUAGGAUCGAAUCCUGGCAGCCAUAGUGUGGGAAUUUCAACUCCAAAUGAGGGUUGGUUCCUUGUGGGCACCAGGUCCGGAUCCGCUACCUUAACGGUACCAUGAUUUACAUCCUCCAUCAAUCCUUAUCGGGCCAAGGGAUGGGGGCCCUGGGGCGAGGGAUUCGCCUUUUAGGUGCAAAUUAUAAAUAUGAACAAUUUAAUGCUCAAUGUUUUCUAUAAUCUUUUUUUUUGUUCAUA
Erythranthe guttata (spotted monkey flower) is the source of this 1676-nucleotide messenger RNA. RefSeq lists its product as uncharacterized. Gene Ontology annotation, molecular function: DNA-binding transcription factor activity. Lineage: Eukaryota; Viridiplantae; Streptophyta; Magnoliopsida; Lamiales; Phrymaceae. The record is from RefSeq and is a predicted model, not a curated record. Gene Ontology annotation, cellular component: nucleus.